This is a messenger RNA of Lodderomyces parapsilosis, 1059 nucleotides long. RefSeq lists its product as uncharacterized. Lineage: Eukaryota; Fungi; Ascomycota; Pichiomycetes; Serinales; Debaryomycetaceae. The record is from RefSeq and is a predicted model, not a curated record. The transcript has a single exon. The coding region runs from base 1 to 1059 and encodes 352 amino acids.
AUGUCAGUUAAUCCAAGAUUCAAACUAUUCAGAGGAUAUACUUCUUCUGGCCAAGCCACACAUUUAAAUUCUCAACCACAGCAACAACAGCAACUUCAUCAUGACACGACGCCACAACUGGCAAAAUCCCAAAACACCAAAAAUAAAAACAAAAACAACACACAGUUUGAAGCAACUUCUAGCAUAUUAUCAGACUACGAUGACUUGGAAGUGAUUGAUGAAGUAAAUGAAGAGUCACUGUAUGUCUUAUUCAAUCCAGUCUCAAAACCCAAAAAUGAGUCAGAUAUACUUUCAUUGACCAACACAUCUAAUGGAGAAUCAGAAGCAGAUACAGACCAAGAGUACAUAGCUGAGGAAGUACAAGAGUUGAGACCGCAACAAAAAGAGGAGGAAAACAAAAAAGAAGAAGAAGAAGAAGAAGAAGAUGUACAAACUGAUACUGAGAAAUUAUCAUACAAGAUAAACAGCUGGUACAACUCAAAUAUCGUCACAUCGAAUCAAGAAAUUGACGAGAAUGUUGCCAGUUGGAACUUGGAUGAAGAUGAGGAGCUAACAAGUUCCAAUCUACUGCAACAGCAACAGCAACCGCAACAGCAACCGCAACAGCUACAACCAGAACAGCAACUGUUGGACGAGAGUAAAAGAUUACUCACAGAGUUUUAUGGAGAUGAUCUCUUCAAAUAUCUUGAUCAGGAAGAUAUAGCCAAAGUGAAAGGAUUCCACAAUAUGAUGGAUGUCAAACGGUUCCUCUUGGAGAAGGAUGUUGCACCAAAUGAUUCAUUGCUCAAGCAAAUAAUUUACAAAAUUCUCUACGUCAAGGAUAAAUCACCCAACUUCAUUGAUACGUCUCAGCACACUUUUAACAUUGGCAACACCAAUUACAUCAAUUAUUUGAUGGAAGAUGUACAUCAAAAACAACAACAACAACCACUUUCAUUUGGUGGUAGUUUUUUGGCUGCACCUUCAACUUUUUCAGAUACCAACACUGGUGGUGGAUCAUCUUUGAUUAUGUGUGGAGGUGUUGGGUUUGGUGACAAGACUUCGUGGAAUGAUAUAUAA